GGUUUCCAAAAAAGAAAUACAAAAUAACCUGGUUGUCUCGCUAUCUCCCUGAUUUCCAAGAGCAUAUCCCACACACCACACACAUCCAUCAUGACGGCUGAAACCUACAUCCCCCACCGCCUCGACGGCAAAGUCGCCGUUGUCACCGGAUCUGGACGUGGCAUCGGCGCAGCCAUCGCCACGCAUCUUGGGCGUCUGGGCGCCAAAGUGGUGGUCAACUACGCCAACUCGACCAAAGACGCCGAAAAGGUGGUUUCAGACAUCAAGGCGCUGGGCAGCGACGCCAUCGCCAUCAAAGCCGACAUCCGGCAAGUGCCGCAGAUUGUGUCGCUCUUCGACCAAGCCGUCGAGCACUUUGGCCAUGUGGACAUUGCCGUCAGCAACUCGGGCGUCGUCAGCUUCGGGCACCUCAAGGACGUGACGGAGGAGGAAUUCGACCGCGUCUUCAGCCUCAACACGCGCGGCCAGUUCUUCGUCGCCCGCGAGGCAUACAAGCACUUGACCGAGGGCGGCCGCAUCAUCCUGACGUCGUCCAACACGUCCAAGGAUUUCAGCGUGCCCAAGCACUCGCUGUACUCGGGCUCCAAGGGCGCCAUCGACUCGUUUGUGCGCAUCCUCUCCAAGGACUGUGGCGACAAGAAGAUCACGGUGAAUGGCGUCGCGCCCGGCGGUACCGUCACGGAUAUGUUCCAUGAUGUGUCGCAGCACUACCUUCCCAAUGGAAAUGACUACACGCCUGAGCAGCGCCAGGAAAUGGCGGCGCAUGCGUCGCCGCUGCACAGGAAUGGGUGGCCGCAGGAUGUCGCGAACGUGGUUGGGUUCCUGGUUAGCAAGGAGGGCGAGUGGGUGAACGGAAAGGUCAUUACGCUCGAUGGUGGUGCGGCGUAGUGGGAGAGCAAUGGGGAAAAGGUCUUUAUACAUGUUUUGACUGCUUAGUCUAUCUGUAAUGCAGAGUGGUAUCCGGAACAAAUACAAGUAAAU
Molecule: messenger RNA, 981 nt
Organism: Exserohilum turcica Et28A
Lineage: Eukaryota; Fungi; Ascomycota; Dothideomycetes; Pleosporales; Pleosporaceae
Exons: 1
Coding region: 91-888 (265 amino acids)
Molecular function (GO): oxidoreductase activity
Source: RefSeq, a predicted model, not a curated record